Messenger RNA from Maniola jurtina (meadow brown), 2812 nucleotides. RefSeq lists its product as uncharacterized. Bases 158 to 2563 code for a protein of 801 amino acids. The transcript is spliced from 11 exons. Lineage: Eukaryota; Metazoa; Arthropoda; Insecta; Lepidoptera; Nymphalidae. The record is from RefSeq and is a predicted model, not a curated record.
AAUCAAAACAAUUUUGGAUUAUCGGUCGGUUACGGAUUCACGGGUUUAAUAAACGAUGUGGGCGAAACAAACUAAAAAAUCCUCAUAAUUGACUGAACUGCACACUGAAAUACAGAGCUUUAACUUAAUUUGAAAUGUUUAUAGUGUUCAAGUAACAAUGGAGAAAUUUAAUAGUGUAUUGUUAUUAAUUUCAUUGUGUGCGUUAUUGUGGGGUGUGGCCGGACAGUAUGAAUGGCAAAUACGGGAUUCUGUUGAUGAGAUUCGGGGUAAAAUGGACAAGAUUUCAGCUGAUAACUGCUACAUAAGUCAUCUAGACGAUCUCUUUUUACCAGAAGACUCAGUCUCUCACCAUCCCGAUGUGAAAGAAAUAAACAUCAACCCAGUGUUUCCGAACCGAACAGCUAUGUUACAUUUACACAACAUGGCUAUGACUAGAGCGUUUUUCUGGAGUUAUAUCCUGCAGUCGAGGUUUAUAAGACCGGCUAUAAACGAUACAUACGACCCAGGUAUGAUGUAUUAUUUCCUAUCAUCAGUAGCUGAUGUUUCUGCGAACCCAUUAAUUAACGCCAGUUCGCUAUAUUUUUCGCCCAACACAUCGUAUACAUCGUCUUACCGAGGCUUCUUCAACAAGACUUUGCCGCGAUUCGCACCAAGAGCUUUGAGAGCAGAUGAUUUUAACGAUCCAGUCCAUUUACAAAAGAUAUCAACACUGAACACAUUCCAUGUGGAAGAUUUGGGAGCUUACGACCCUGACAGCUGGUCUAAAGACUAUACGUCUGAUUUCUAUCGCAUAAAUGAGUGGUAUUCACUGUGGUUGCCUGACAAAGUGGAUAAGAGACACGACACCAAAACAACAUAUCAAGUGGAAAUCAGAUAUGCAAAUAACACUAACGAAACAUUCACUUUCCAUGGACCACCUGGAAAUGAUGAGACACCUGGUCCAGUAAACUGGACGAAGCCCUACUUUGACUGCGGCAGACUGAACAAGUGGCUUGUGGCAGCCGUGUCACCAGUUGCUGACAUCUUUCCUAGACACACACAGUUUAGACAUAUUGAAUAUCCAACAUACACAGCCGCAGUGGUGAUGGAGAUGGACUAUGACAGGAUAGAUAUAAACCAGUGCCCACCCAGCGAGGGUAACGACAAACCCAACAGAUUCGCGUCCACCGCCCGGUGUAAGGAGGAGACUACUGAGUGUGAACCAAUUCACGGUUGGGGCUUCCGUCGAGGUGGUUACCAAUGCCGCUGCCGGCCGGGCUUCCGCCUGCCCAGCAUCGUGCGCAGGCCUUACCUGGGAGAGAUCAUUGAGCGAGCCACCGCCGACCAGUACUAUAACAACUUUGACUGCUCCAAGAUUGGAUGGAUCCAACGUCUACCUGUGCAGUGGGAGAAAGCCCACCCGUUCGUGCGCGCGAUCUACGCAGAUCGCUACUACGAGUAUGUGAACUCCACCAGCGGACCUGCAGCACUUCACACUGAGCGAGUUAACGUUUACGAAGUGCUCAACUUUAUCCGAGGCGUGCAGCCGCACAACUGCUCUGAAUACAACCCGACGGACUUGUUCCUGAACGGCGACAUCGCUUACGGCGCGGAGGAGCAGUUUGAGAACCAAGCCAAAAUGGCGGUGCGACUCGCCAACUUUAUCAGUGCCUUCUUGCAAGUGUCAGACCCCCAAGAAGUGUUCAGUGGAACGCGCGUGGCGGACAAACCCCUCACUGAAGACCAGAUGCUGGGAGAAACGCUCGCCUUAGUUCUCGGGGAUUCCAAGGUUUGGUCCGCAGGUACAUACUGGGACAGAAAUAAAUUUACAAAUCGCACGUUCUUCGCUCCAUUCGCUUACAAGACUGAGUUGAAUACAAGAAAGUUUAAACUAGAGGAUAUGGCCCGAAUUAAUAAGACUGAUGAAGCCUACACAAACAAACCAUGGUUCCAAUUCCUCAAACAAAGAUGGUCGACAAACUUUGAUAGUCUUGAAAAAUUUUUCCUCAAAAUGAAAAUUCGUGACAGUGAACUGGGAAAAUAUCUGAAGCAUUACGAAAGAUUCCCAACUUUCUACAGAGCAGCCAACUUGAAAAAUGGCCACUGGACUCAGCCGUAUUACGAUUGUAAGGGACCUUUGAAACAGUGGGUGAUCACUUAUGCUUCACCGUUCUUUGGAUGGGAUAACGUUAAAGUCAAAUUGGAGUUCAAGGGAGUGGUAGCAGUGACGAUGUCGCUGAUGCAGCUCGACGUGAACCAAUGUCCGGACAAGUACUACAUACCCAACGCUUUCAAAAGUACCGACAAAUGUGAUAAGGGCUCUUCGUAUUGCGUUCCAAUUCAAGGUCGCGGGUUCGAUUCCGGCGGCUACAAGUGCGAAUGCCUCCAAGGCUACGAGUAUCCCUUCGAGGACCUCAUCACGUACUACGACGGUCAGAUCGUUGAAGCAGAGUUCCAGAACAUUAUAGAAAACAAGGAGACGCGCAUAGACAUGUUCAAGUGUAGGCUCGCAGGCGCUGCGGCUAUGCAGAGCAGUGUGGUUAUAUUACUGGCAGUGUUAAUGUUUCUGUGGAAAUUCCGGUAAUUUGUAUUAAAAUGUGCGUAUAGAACAAUAAUGCUAAAAAUACGCCCUUCCGGCAUCAGUUUUCCUCGCCACUUUUAAAUAUGGGUACCUUUAAGUCAAGACUGAAUAGGCAUCUUCUAGGCAAGCGCGCUACAUCUUAGGCGGCAUCAUCACUUGCCAGUAGGUCUGAUUGCAGCCAAGCUAUAGUCAGUAAAUUAACAAAAAAUACUGGUAAAAUGCGACUCGACUCAUCUAAAAUCACAUUACAAA